AAGGCAAGAUUUCACCUACAAUUGGCCAAGCGAAGCAUCUGACACGAUUGAAGAUAAACAACAACCGGUUCCAAGGAAGAAUCCCUGCACAAGUUGGAGAACUGACAAAUCUUCUAGUAUUUGUAGCCAGCAACAACCGUUUAUCAGGACCCAUUCCCCACGAGCUCGGGAGCUUAAUUUUGGUAAAUAUUCUUUAUCUUGACCAUAAUUUUCUGUCCGAUGAAAUUCCAAAGGAAAUAAUGUCACUAAGGAAGCUCAAUCAGCUCAAUUUGGGUCACAAUCGACUUACAGGCCAAAUCCCUGCUUUGUUUUCAACCGAGAUGAAUAAUCUUGAUUUGUCAAACAAUUUGCUUUCUGGAGCGGUUCCUCCCCAGUUGGGACUAUUGAUAAUAAAUGUUUUCAAUGUUUCUAACAAUCACUUGUCUGGAUGCAUUCCCGACACUUUAGACAAUCCGGCUUACAAGGAGAGCUUUGUUGGCAACCCGAGGCUAUGCGGAGGUCGGAAUUUGAUGCUACCUUCGUGUUCCUCUGCACAUAAAUUGCAACCUCACAGUUUGGCUAGCAUUCUGUUGCCACCAUUACUUAUAGUAUUCGUGAUUCUAGCCUGCAUUUAUCUGCAUUGCUCAUCUCAGAGGAAACCAAUUAACGCACCAUCAUGGAAGAUGACGCCAUUCCAUUCGACAGAAGUAGACGAGAAAUACAUCUUGCGCAAUUUGAAGGAAACCAACGUGAUUGGAUCCGGAGGUGCUGGAAAAGUUUACAAGGUCAUUUUGCAGAACGGGCAAGCUGUAGCCGUAAAGAAGAUCUGGAAAAUAAGCGGCUCACGAGGAAUUUUUAAAAGAAAAAGUGACGAGGAAGGAAAUAAAAUGGGAGAAGUUGAAGUUGAUACACUGGGACUCAUCCGGCACACCAACAUCUUGAAGCUUCUCUGCUGCAUUUCAAGCGAAGAGUCCGAUUUCAAGCUGUUGGUAUAUGAAUUCAUGUCCAACGGAAGCUUGUUCGAGCGUCUGCACUGUGGGCAAGGACCGGAAGUGGCGCUGCAAUGGCGGAAGCGUUACGAGAUUGCUCUUGGCGCAGCUCGUGGGCUUAGUUAUAUGCAUCACGAUUGCUCCCCUCCAAUAUUGCACAGGGAUGUUAAAUCUAGCAACAUCCUGCUGGACGCAGAUUUUGGGGCUAAAAUUGCAGAUUUUGGCGUAUCCAGAUUGCUUGAUUGUUUGGGCGAAGACUAUCCGGUGUCUAGCUACGUAGGGUCGCACGGAUAUAUUGCCCCAGAAUAUGCGGAUCGGCUAAAGGUGAACGAGAAGAGCGAUGUAUACAGCUUCGGAGUGGUAAUGUUAGAGCUGGUGAGUGGGAUGAAAGCUACGGGUGAGGCGGAGUAUGGAGAGGGCGUGGACAUCGUGGAUUGGAUACACAACAGAAUUUUAAUGGGUGGGGGAGAGAUCGCAGUCAUGGACGAGCGCACGGUGGAAGAUAAUUGCAUAGAACAAAUGAUACGCGUCUUGCACUUGGGAUUGGUUUGCACUAACCGAUUUCCAAACCAGCGGCCUUCCAUGAAAAAAGUGUUGGAGGUGUUACGGAGAUGCGGUCGGGAUAACAGCAAGGAGACAAUUGUGCAUCUAGAAAGGAUUUCAACUACCCACAAUGAGAACGACAUCGAAAUGGUUUACUUUUCAGAUGAACCGAGCUAGAAAAUUGGUUUGUGGUUUUCCUCGCUUAGUAGAUAGAUCGCCGCCUCGAUCCCACCAUAGUUUGGGUUUUGUCGGUAAACGAAAUAUCUUGUUAGAGAAAAGUAAAACAUGCGUGUUUAAUAGGAUUGCAAUGUAAAAAUAUUGUAAGAAUGCUUCAGUAAUUCCUACGCAAUCUUAGGAUAACUUAAGAAGUAUUUGUUAAUUUUA
This is a messenger RNA of Cryptomeria japonica (Japanese cedar), 1895 nucleotides long. Its product is annotated as receptor-like protein kinase HSL1. The transcript has 2 exons. NCBI's taxonomy places the organism in Eukaryota, Viridiplantae, Streptophyta, Pinopsida, Cupressales, Cupressaceae. Gene Ontology annotation, molecular function: protein kinase activity; ATP binding; receptor serine/threonine kinase binding. The record is from RefSeq and is a predicted model, not a curated record. Gene Ontology annotation, biological process: protein phosphorylation. Bases 240 to 1688 code for a protein of 482 amino acids.